This is a messenger RNA of Panonychus citri (citrus red mite), 1006 nucleotides long. RefSeq lists its product as uncharacterized. The transcript is spliced from 3 exons. The record is from RefSeq and is a predicted model, not a curated record. Lineage: Eukaryota; Metazoa; Arthropoda; Arachnida; Trombidiformes; Tetranychidae. The coding region runs from base 46 to 783 and encodes 245 amino acids.
CUUUAUGAACCUGUUGAGAACAAGUAUAACUUGGAAAAUAUCGAAAUGAUUUCAUCAGAUUUCAAAUUCGAAUUCAAAAAAGUCUUUCGACCUGCUCAGUUGAAACAAAUUUGCUUCAAAGGAAUAUUGCUCUUAUCUGAAUUUUCUCAAUAUAUCGAGUACUUUCCGAAUUUGAAACGACUUCACAUAAAUUCCUUCUAUCACGACAUAAAAAAAUAUGAUGGUCCAAAUUUGUCCACUUUAAAGAUCCUUGAAAUUCCACCUGGUAAUCUUGGCACUGGAUUUCGUAUUAUGGAUUCUUGUCCGUCUUUAGAAAGCGCAUUCAUAUAUUCUGGUUACUUCCAGGCUAAUAUUAUUGACGAUUCAAUAAAAAAUUUCAAUCUAAGAGAUUUGGUUAUCGAACAUCCUUAUACAUGUGAGUUUACCUUGGAACUUUUACGGAUAAUCUGCACAAAAUUCCCGAAUUUACAUCAUCUUGGAAUCAGAGGCUACGAAGUUGACGAUAGUCAUGUAGAAGUAAUGGUUAAACUAUUACCAGAAUUAAAACUGAUCGACUUGAGGAAAUGUAAGAAAGUGACCCAAAGACCAGCUCAUUUUCUAUCUCAAUUCUGUGAAAAAUCCGAUCGAUCGGUUAAAAUCUUUUAUGAUUGUGAGAAGGAACCAACUGAAUGGCCUAAAUUGGACACUACUCACGAAUUAAUUGUCUACGGAUUCGAUUUCAUGAAAAAUUGUUUCUAUAAAACUUGGAACUCACUUCCAGAUUUGAUUGAUGAAGACAAAUAAAAUUUCUAAUUAAAUUGAUGUCGAAUUUAUCAGAAAAAUACAAAUUGUAAUAACAAGUUUCCAAAGACAAUCAACAAAAUAAUCAUUCGAAUUGCAUAUAAAUUGAAGGUUAAAACUCUAGACAAUUAUAGUUGAUUAAUAAAAUAUACGAUUGAGCAUCUAUCAUGUUUCGAGGUGAAAGACGAAGUUCAUUUUUAAUCUCAAUAUUUUCUGUACGAAUUGA